Molecule: messenger RNA, 1433 nt
Organism: Mytilus trossulus (common blue mussel)
Lineage: Eukaryota; Metazoa; Mollusca; Bivalvia; Mytilida; Mytilidae
Product: bifunctional peptidase and arginyl-hydroxylase JMJD5-like
Exons: 2
Coding region: 109-1416 (435 amino acids)
Cellular component (GO): nucleus
Molecular function (GO): histone H3K36 demethylase activity
Source: RefSeq, a predicted model, not a curated record
CAAUUAUCUCCCUUCCCUGCCAAUUGCUCCCAAUAAAUACAAAUUAUUUAAAUUUUCAGUGAUUAAACUACUAACGAGGCAGUCAUAUCAGUUCACACUUUUAAAGAUAUGGAUGAACUAAAGAUACGAAUUUUAAACCACUUACCGGAUACGGCAAAAGUUAUAGCUGUUUCUAUAGAGUUAAUAGACGAUUUACCGUCGUCGUAUUUAAGUCUUCAAAAAUCCUGUUGUGAAAGAUUUUAUGCUGAAGAUUAUAGUGAAUGUAUUGAAAAAUCUAAACCAUUAUUAGAUUAUCUGUGGGAAAAGUUGAAUACAGGGAACUGGAAAGAUGUCAAUAUGACAUGGCGAGAGGCGUACUAUUUGGUAUCAAUCCUGAAAGGAAGUAGCCAAGCCAUACUGGCUACUGAUAACAGAGCCGAAGAGAAGAAUACCCAUAGUAUUGCUGAUGCUAUCAAAACUUUUGACAUGGGUUUACUGAUGGGAGCACCUAUUUUGAACAAUGUUUUAACAAAACUUGUCCAAGAUGUACACACAUGCUUAGAGAAAAUUGAAGUUAGUGAAAAAAAAUCAGAACUUACCAGCAGAUAUAUUGAUAACGAUAAAAGUGUCCACAAUGACGCCAAUCAGUUGAUGAAUAAGAAAUUGAAAACGGAUACGGAAAUAUAUAAAGUGAUAGAAGAGGAAAUUAAAAUCAAAAUUGAUAAGAAUAAAGAAAUAAAACGAGUGAGUUGUCCAUCGCUUGAAUAUUUUAGUGCUACUUUUAAAGAUAACGGAACUCCGGUUAUAAUAACAAAUGCUAUAAAUCAUUGGCCAGCACUGAGUACAAGACAAUGGUCGUUAGAUUAUAUAAGAUUAAAAGCAGGGUUCCGAACUGUUCCAAUAGAAAUUGGUUCAAAAUAUACAGAAGACAACUGGACACAAAAGUUAAUGACAAUAAAUGACUUUAUUGACAAAUUUAUAUUGGGUUCUCAGAAUCAAACCGGAUAUCUUGCUCAACAUCAGCUGUUCGAUCAGGUCCCAGAACUGCGUAACGAUAUUGUAAUACCAGACUACUGUUGCCUAGGUAACUCAGAAGAUGUUGAUAUCAAUGCUUGGUUUGGACCAAAGGGAACGAUAUCCCCUUUACAUCACGACCCGAAACAUAAUUUUCUUGUGCAGGUCGUAGGUUCUAAAUAUAUACGACUCUAUUCUUCAACAGAGAACAGUAUGUUGUACCCUCAUGAUACGUUUUUACUUGAAAACACAAGUCAAGUCGAUGCAGAGAACCCCGACCUAGUAAAGUUUCCAUUAUUUAAUGAAGCAUUAUUUUCUGAGGCAGUUUUGAGACCUGGUGAAAUGUUAUACAUGCCUCCUAAAUACUGGCAUUUCAUAAAGUCAUUACAUGUAAGUUUUUCCGUAAGUUUUUGGUGGGAAUAAAAAAUAUUUACUAAAUU